Piliocolobus tephrosceles (Ugandan red Colobus) is the source of this 2205-nucleotide messenger RNA. RefSeq names its product replication termination factor 2 (gene RTF2). The record is from RefSeq and is a predicted model, not a curated record. Gene Ontology annotation, biological process: mitotic DNA replication termination. Gene Ontology annotation, cellular component: nucleus. The transcript has 9 exons. NCBI's taxonomy places the organism in Eukaryota, Metazoa, Chordata, Mammalia, Primates, Cercopithecidae. Bases 113 to 1033 code for a protein of 306 amino acids.
CGACCAGCGUUCUACGUCACGGCGGUGCGCCGGAAGUGGCUGAGGAUUGCGCCAGAAAUCCCGGAAGUGGCAGCUGUAGGAUUUUGCUGCUGGCUCUGACUCCCGUCCUGCGAUGGGUUGCGACGGGGGAACAAUCCCCAAGAGGCAUGAACUGGUGAAGGGGCCGAAGAAGGUUGAGAAGGUGGACAAAGAUGCUGAAUUAGUAGCCCAAUGGAACUAUUGUACUCUAAGUCAGGAAAUAUUAAGACGACCAAUAGUUGCCUGUGAACUUGGCAGACUUUAUAACAAAGAUGCCGUCAUUGAGUUUCUCUUGGACAAAUCUGCAGAAAAGGCUCUUGGGAAGGCAGCAUCUCACAUUAAAAGCAUUAAGAAUGUGACAGAGCUGAAGCUUUCUGAUAAUCCUGCCUGGGAAGGGGAUAAAGGAAAUACUAAAGGUGACAAGCAUGAUGACCUCCAGCGGGCACGUUUCAUCUGCCCCGUUGUGGGCCUGGAGAUGAAUGGCCGACACAGGUUCUGCUUCCUUCGGUGCUGCGGCUGCGUGUUUUCUGAGCGAGCCUUGAAAGAGAUAAAAGCGGAAGUUUGCCACACGUGUGGGGCUGCCUUCCGGGAGGAUGAUGUCAUCGUGCUCAAUGGCACCAAGGAGGAUGUGGAUGUGUUGAAGACCAGGAUGGAGGAGAGAAGGCUGAGAGCGAAGCUGGAAAAGAAAACAAAGAAACCCAAGGCAGCAGAGUCUGUUUCAAAACCAGAUGUCAGUGAAGAAGCCCCAGGGCCAUCAAAAGUUAAGACAGGGAAACCUGAAGAAACCAGCCUUGAUUCUAGAGAGAAGAAAAACAACUUGGCUCCCAAAAGCACAGCAGCAAAUGAGAGCUCUUCUGGAAAAGCUGGGAAGCCUCUGUGUGGAGCCACAAAGAGGUCCAUCGCUGACAGUGAAGAAUCCGAGGCCUACAAGUCCCUCUUUACCACUCACAGCUCCGCCAAGCGCUCCAAGGAGGAGUCCGCCCACUGGGUCACCCACACAUCCUACUGCUUCUGAAGCCCACAAUGCCACUGCUCCUGCCCCAGAAGGUUGUUUAGUUUCCACGUAGGCAGGUCGCUGUGCACCUCUGAGUGCACUGCUGUGUGUUCUCUCUAGCUCUGUGUCAUAAAGCUGUCCUGGCCAGCGUUCGAGAUGGUGUGGUCACUCUUGCUGUGAGGCUUGUGGGUUCCAGGGGGGACAUGGGAGGGGCUGCACAGUGGCCCGAGGUCAUACUUGCUUCCACCUGCAGGUGCAUUUGGUCCUUUCCAUGGCCAGGAAGCCCUGUGGGCCGCACUUUUUAUGGUUGCAGUAACAAGAGACUCCAGAGUCCUCACUGGUGCAGAGUUGGCACAUAUUAACUACAAUUCUAAUGAUUUUGCUACCAGCAAUAAAUUAAGUAGGCCAAGUGAAACUGGGCUUUAGAAAGGAUGGAUUUCAAAUACACUGUGCCCACUAGAAGCUUUGAAGAGCCUCGUCCCUCUGCUACAGCCCUGGGAGGAGCCAGGAUCCUUGUUGGUCUAGCUAAAUACUAUUAGGGGAGUCUGCCCCAUCUCAUCAUUUCGAAGAUGGCAGAGUCUUGGUUGGGCACCCAGUGAUUGGUGGGUCUGCCUCUUUUCUCCUCUGUGUUUUUAUCUUUUCUACCUUCUGCUCAUGCUUGGGUAAGAACGUUGCAGCCACUGCAUUGGUGAUUAUAGGAGUCAUUCCAUGAAGUCAGAGGAACCCACCCGUCUCUCCUCCAGCAGAUGGUAAAGGGAGAAUUCUACCCGAAAAGAGGUGCAUUUUAUCUGCCUAUAAUGUGUGUUGACGCCAGUAGUUAGUGGAACUUCUCAUGAGACUCCUAAUGAAGAACCAAGAGCCCCAGGCCUCUGCGUGGCUUUCUGCACACGGUGGUAUGACUGAGAUAGUGACUGCUUCUCUAAACCAGACCUCGGGGCCCUGGGUUUCCUUCAGAAGCAGGAGAAGGACCUGUGGGAGGUGAAUGGUGGGAGGCGAGCAGGCAGCUUCUGUGGGAGACAGACACGUGGGGAGAACUCCAGGGAGAAGUCAGCAAGGGAGAACCACGUGUGGCCCUGCUCUUUCUCAAACCCUGCAUGGUUCCCGGCUUCACAGUGGUGGGAAGCUUUGGCCGCAAGGAUAUUUUGACAUUGUGAGUAUAGAGCAUUUUAAUAAAAAUUACAUUAAGUGAUGAA